GCCAAUUUAGAAAAAUUUUACUUGGCGACAGUGAUAUUCUUUUUAUCCCGUUGCUUUGUUGUGCGUGCCUUUUUAUCCCGUUACUUUUUUGUGAAGUUGCAUAUAACAUGUAAAUGGCACAUGCCACAUUUCAGUUGCUCUUGUGUUGUAUUGCUUGCUGGUUGUGUUCCAAAAAUUAUUAUACGGAUAUUAUAUUCAAAAUGUGCGAUAUUCAUGAGGAAUUCUUGGAAUUAUUAAUGUCUUGGGAGAGACAAAUUGACGACGUUGACGCUUUUUUCGAUAGAUGUGACGCAAAAUAUUUCGGAGAACGCAUAAAAUUUAAAGCCGGUUUGAGGGAGUGGCGAACAAAAAAGGGUAUUCCAUUUAUUUGUGACCAGGAGACACAAACUGCAAACACCAAAGUCUUAGAUUGGCUGAAAAAAAUAUCCAGUGAUUUGGCUUCCGUCAAAUCGGGAGAAUGUAGUAUGCUACCUUGUUCGCCUCAAACGAAGAAUUUCAAUCUACGCGAGCUUUUAAAAACGUCAGUAAAGGGACAACUUGCUUUAAGUUAUCAAGAAAGGCACGGCUACUUGGACAGUAGAAACCAAAAAAAUAUAACACAUUGCAUCGUUGACAACUACAUUGGUUUAGGACGCAAAAUGCAAUACUCAGAUAUGAGGGAAUGGGCGAAUGAAAUUGUUGCGGUAUUUCCUAAAGAAAAGAAGGAAUUUUACUUUUGGGAAAGAAAAAUGGGAAAAAAGAAUCCGAGUGGUAAAUUGUUCUCGCGUUGGGCUAAUGUCAUAAAGCUGGAAAGCAAAGCCAAUUCUGCUACUCAGGAAGCUCAUGAAGAUGUUUUUGACGACAACGUUUUGGAAAAAAAGUGUUGGUUGGCACAUAACUGCACACCUUGGGAAAAAGUUAAAAAGUUUUGGGUAGAUACAUGCACGCUUAGAAAUAAAUGUAAGGGAUCUCUGUCGGAUUUGCUAGCAGACUGGCCGCGCUACAAUGAUUUUAACGGUUACGAAUUGGUUGAUAUUGAUUUUAAUGCCAUGCAUCCAGAUAUUGGAAACGAGCUGUUCUUAAAACUUGACAAGUUUUAUAAAGUAAUCCUUCCUAUCUUAAAUGCGGAAGUAAAAGACCAAGCCAGCCGAGAGUUAAUACUUUCGAAACUCCUUUACAAAGAUUUAUCAAAUGAUUCUAAAUAUUGCAUUGUGUUGUUACUGCUCCACGCGGUUCUUCAACCACAGCGUCACAGUAAAACCCACAAACCAACGAUUGGUGACGCUCAAUCAGAGUUUAUAACACUAGCAACUACACCAAAUGAUAUAUUACCAAAGAUUUCGUCCAAAAUUGAGCAAUACGCGAUUAAAAAACAGCAAUUGCAGCCUCACAUCAUUGCAGUAGGUGAGGACUAUACAAGUAUAUCAGAAUUCUUUAUAUUUUGCGACGGGCUUAAGUGGAAGUGCCCGACUUUAAUGAAAUGCGUCGACUGUAUUAUAAAGUUAAGUUAUGUAUUCCAAAUUGAGUAUUCCCAUAAUAGCAAGCAAGUUUGGGUAUUUUUAGAACAAUACUUUUUUGGGCUUAAGUCUGAAGAUUUUCCUUCAGUUUCAAAUUUACUCAGCAAGUUAGAUAACUAAUUUUUUAUUUUCUUUCUUUUCUUUUUAAUUGUUAAAAAUGUCCAAAUUUGCUUGCUAUUUAUGUCACAAACCCCACUUAACUUCAUAUUUACUUAUAAAUCAUUUAAGAGAAGAUCAUGGGCUUCAGUCCAUAGCAAAAUAUGUUUGCAAUCAAAUAUUUCACAAUGUGUAUAGAUUCCGAAAACACUUAGAAAAGCAUAAAACUGUGAGUUUUUCCUCGGUAAAUCAUGAUUUAGGUCAAUCUUUAGUUUCACAAGAGCCACUUACACAAUUACAGUAUGUGAUUUCUUAAUAAGCGAAAAUAAUAUAAGUAUUGUAGUGAAAAGUCAUAGUUGUCUAAGAUUUUCUGAGAGAUUCCAAUCAUAUUUGGUUGGCAGUGA
Molecule: messenger RNA, 1996 nt
Organism: Bactrocera tryoni
Lineage: Eukaryota; Metazoa; Arthropoda; Insecta; Diptera; Tephritidae
Exons: 6
Coding region: 114-1616 (500 amino acids)
Source: RefSeq, a predicted model, not a curated record